AUGCCUACAAUGCAAAAGCGCGAGGACUAUGCGACUGUAGACGAGUACGGUGCAGCUGUGAGGCUCAAAAAGCGAAGCGAGCACAAGAAACGCGCGAAACGAGCCAAGAAUUACCUUGGCCUGCAGCGGGUGACCCGGAAGAAGAAUUACAAGAGAAAAAUGGAGAUGAGCGGCUGUAGCAUCAUCGGGGAAGCCAUAGCCAUCCGCUUAACCGAGGAAGAGACUGGCGGCGAGAUCCACGAAGAAGUCGAAGAUAAGGCAGCGGCGCAGGCGGAUAUCGAGUGGGACGGCGAGAAGGACCCGGCGAGGAAGAUCUUGGCGAGGUCGUCGACCUGGCUCAAUUGA
Molecule: messenger RNA, 345 nt
Organism: Peronospora matthiolae
Lineage: Eukaryota; Oomycota; Peronosporomycetes; Peronosporales; Peronosporaceae
Source: the annotation of a GenBank genome assembly